AUGUUUGAUGCAUUCUUACCCAACAGCUCCCAGGAGUCUUUUCACUCGUUGGCAGAGCAUCCUUCACCGAGCUCACCUACCGAUGUCCCUGCGAACCACGACUCAACCACUCCUCAAUCCUCUUCACAGUCCCAAUUGUCUGCCCUUCGGGCGGCUGGACUACCGAUCCAUGAUGCUGAUGCCUAUCUCGCAGCUCCUGAGAACGCGGCGCUCUUACGCCGCGCUCCUGAUCGAAAGAAUGCACUCAUCGAGCAGCCCAAGCCAGAGGUAGACCCCGCGGAGCCUGUCUCAUUGGGGUCCAAGUCCAGCCACCAUGUGACUGCCCUAAAUUUGCUAUGCCAACAAAAAGGACUUGUGCCCGACUAUCAGAUCGAUGGAGACGCUUCGAUUGCCGAUUUCGGGGGCUUACUGAAGAUUGAAGACGUGACCGUUGUCAGUAACGAGCGUUGGCACAGCAAGAAGGAGGUGAGGGAGGCACUCGCGGAGAAGGGGUUUGAAAUUGUAAAGGGUAUGGAGGCUAAGAGGAAGGAACCGGGCACACCUAGCCAGAAGGACAAGAACUGGAUUGGCACGUUGGUUGAAUACCACCAACUCAUCGAUCCAAAGCAAGGGCCCGUCUAUCUCGACUACUCUCUAGGAUCCUCAUACAGCUCUACCUGUACCAUUCCCUGUCGUCCAGACCAACCCUUCGGUUCCUCGGCCGCAGCAUUUCCGUCAAAGAAGGCAGCACGUGCGAAUGCUGCAAGACUUGCAGUUGAGUAUUUGAUCAAAGAGGGCCAGCUCAAUCCGAAUGGCAGCACAAAAGCCCGGAAGAAGAUCAAGCUCGGUGCAGCUGUUACAAUCAAGGGCAGGGGUCUAGUGGUGAAGAGAGGAUCAACAUACACCCAGAAAGUGAAUGAUGCUUACAGCCUCCUCGGUCUUCAAGCCCCGCAAUACGUACUCGGAGCGGCCUCCCACCUUGCGCCCAACAUGAUCAAUGGGUAUGCAUCGUUUCCCAAUGAGCCUGGCUUGCCCAAGGAGAUCGGUGAGGUGAGAAACGUCUUCGGGAAGAAGAGUGCAAAGGAGGAGGUUGCGAAGGGCGUUUGGAAGGUGUUGCAGGAGUUGGCGGAGAAGAGGGGUGUCAAUAUCAGUGAGACUGACGGGGAAGGGGAAGAUUAUGAGGAUGGCCACGUCACCCAGACUGAAUACACCCAGACAGCCGUUACACACCCGGUCCUCUACAUCGCCGUCUACUCCACCGACGACGCAACAUCAGAAAUCGACGACUACCACUGGACCUUCAUCGUCGGCCCCUCCCGCGAAGAAGCUGACUCCGAGGGGACGUUGUAUAACAUGGAGCCGCGCCAAGUCCCUGGUUACAGCCGUCAACAUGGCGGCGACUGGUGGUGGUUGUACAACCAGCCCACCGUGCCCCUCCGGGGCCAAUGUGACCUUCUCGCACGUCUCAUGAUUGCCGAAGUGGCGGACAUGAACAUGCUGCAGGCGAUCAUGCUACGUUGGGGUACAAUGAUUAGUAUGCGUGACCAUGUGGAGUGGAUGAGCGUCAUGUGGGUCAAAAACGUACUGAUGAGCUUAGAUGAGGAGGAAGGGUGCUUGGGAAGGAGGAUGGAGAGCUUCAGGGGUGUGGAGGCGGAGGGUAGGUGGCUUGCUGGAACAGAGAAGGAGAAGCGGAAGAGGUUCUGUCUGUUGGACACGAGGGUUAGCACACGCACUUUGUUCGAGAGGGAGAAGGCGACCGCCUUAUCUAGCACAGCCACUGUGGACAUCGCCAUCAAGUAUCCCGUCCUGUACAUCGCCGUCUACAGGAACGAUCGUCCACCCCGCGAAAACGACGAAUUCCACUGGACCUUCUUGAUCGGUCCGUCGACCGAGACGGCCGAGUCCGAAGGCGUUCGUUGCGCUCUGGAACUCCACCUCGAUUCAAACGGUCGGCCAACUUGGGAUUACAACCAGACCAUAGUUCCGCUUCGCGGCGAAGACGACCUCCUUGCGCGCAUGUUGAUUGCGGAGGUUGUGGAUCUAGGCCCGCUUGGGAAGGUCCUACGCGAUCACGACGCAACCCCGACGAUCGAACGCACGGAGUCCAUGGCGGGGGUUUCGGAAUGGAACAGUCUUGCAUGGGUCCGGGAAAAGUUGGGCACGUUGGAGAAGAGGCCGGAGUGUUUCGCGUACAAGUGCCACCAUUUCGGCAUGUUCGAGCGGGUGGGUAGGGAACUCGCGGGAGGAUCGAAGCAGCAGCGGAAGAAUGGGGUGACGCCGUUGGGCGUUGAAGUCAGGACGCUUUGUUUGGUGAAUGGCUGGGGAAAGCCAGACGAUGACGAGACUAAGGUCGAUAUUCAAUUCGACCUCGCACGUGGAGAAUCCACUACGAUAUCGAGGGCCAUUCAGAUUGUCACGGGUGUCUUGGGUGCGGCUGCGUUGGCGAUGCCUCGACGGGUCGCUGAAAGAGAGCAGCGAGAAUUAAAGGGUAAGCAGGAGAGAGAGGCGCGUGCUAAGCAUGGAGGAAAUGAAGAUGCCACUAGUUUGGCUGAACCGACGAAGCUUCAGCGUGUGAAUGAGGAGGACGAAGAGGAUACGGACGAAGAGGAUACGGGUGAAGAGGAUACGGAUGAAGACGGGGAAGUUAGGGUCAAAACCAUCACAACUAUCACGUUUGCUGAGCCGAAUAAGCCCAAGAAUGCGCCUGGGGGCAAGCAAGUAGCGAAGGAGGAUGAGACCGAGAGUGAAGACGAAGACCAGACCGAGAGUAAAGACGAAGAUAAGACCGAGAGUGAAGACGAAGAGGACGACGAUGAAGAUGACGACAAUGAGGCUGCAAACAAGGCGAAUGGCUCUGCAGAGGAGGACACCGGAAAGGAAAGGAUGAAUGCAAGGCCGGAGGGUAUUCGGGGUACAAGUACCCACAUUGCGGAAUCGAACAAGCCUGGGGGAGCGCCCGGGAGGGAAAGGGUUGCAGAGGAAGAUGAGGAGGACGAAGAUGAGACGGAGAGCGAAGAGGAUGACGAUGACGAUGGAGACGAGGAACAAGAUGAUGGCGAUGAUGGCGAUGGGGAUGACGAGGACGAGACCACUGAUGAAGAUGACGAUGAUGAAGGGGAUGACGAGGACGACGACGAGGAAGAAGAAGAGGACGGGGUGGCUGAGAAGUAUAGCAGGGUCCAGACCACCGUGGGGAACAUUUCAACAAUCACCUUAUCUCGAUGA
Molecule: messenger RNA, 3204 nt
Organism: Letharia columbiana
Lineage: Eukaryota; Fungi; Ascomycota; Lecanoromycetes; Lecanorales; Parmeliaceae
Exons: 5
Coding region: 1-3204 (1067 amino acids)
Source: RefSeq, a predicted model, not a curated record